This is a messenger RNA of Thamnophis elegans (Western terrestrial garter snake), 3670 nucleotides long. RefSeq names its product interleukin 1 receptor accessory protein (gene IL1RAP). Gene Ontology annotation, molecular function: interleukin-1 receptor activity. The transcript is spliced from 12 exons. The coding region runs from base 320 to 2083 and encodes 587 amino acids. Gene Ontology annotation, biological process: signal transduction. The record is from RefSeq and is a predicted model, not a curated record. Lineage: Eukaryota; Metazoa; Chordata; Lepidosauria; Squamata; Natricidae.
GCUGCACGGACCCUCUUCCGCUGGGAUCCCCUCCGCGGCUUCCCAGCGGAUCCCGCCUCUCGGAUCGCCCAGGAAGCGCGGCGGGAUUGUGCAAACUCCAAGGAAGGCGGGGCGAUCCUCUUCCUCCGCCGCCGCCGCCGCCGGUCCUUGCGGAGCCCGAAUCCUCCGGGCGCAUCGCCGGUACCCAAGCGAGCCUUGGCAUUAUCAGCCUGCGCAGAACCGGCCGGCUGUCCCUCCACCAACCCCGCCUUCUCUCCCCCUUCGAAGCCCCGGGGAUGCCGCCGCCGCUGCCCGCUGGCCCGGAGGAGCCUUCGCCUUGAUGCGCCCGACGCUCCCGGAGACUGCUCCGCCAAGGAUGAGGGCCCAGCACAUCCUCCUGAUCGCCGCCUGCCUCCAUGUGCCGGUCCAGCUGGUCAGCACCUCUGAGCGCUGUGACGACUGGGGGGUGGACACCAUGAAGCACAAGCCGGUGUACAGUGGGGAGCCAGCCAAGAUCAAGUGCCCGCUCUUUGUGGCUUUUGUCAAGUACAAUUACAGCACCGCCCACUCGGCCGGCUUGACCCUCAUCUGGUACUGGAUCGGGCAGGGCCAGGACCUGGAGGAGCCCAUCAACUUCCGGCAUCCCGACAACCACAUCAGCAAGGAGAAGGACAUGCUUUGGUUCCGGCCGGCUCUCCUCAACGACACGGGAAACUACACCUGCAUGCUCAGGAACGCCACUUACUGCAGCAAAAUCGCCGUCCCCUUGGAGGUGGUGCACAAGGACCCCGGCUCCUGCCUCAGCGAAGCGGUCAAGGCGGAAGAGGUCCUCAUGUACCACGACAGGGUCAAGCAGAACCUCACCUGCCCAGAUGUGCAGAGCUUCAUGCCCGCGGGACUUGAGCCCCAGGUCCGCUGGUACAAGGAGUGCCACCUGAUGAAAUACGACUAUCCGGACCGCAACCCCAAUGGCCUCAACCUCACUUUCGCCAUUGUCCUAUCAGCGUACGAGGGCCAGUAUACCUGCAUGGCGAGUUACCGGGAGAACGGCCGGGAUUUUUCCCUGACCCGGACGAUGAGAGUCAAGGUGGUAGAGGCGCCAGAAAGAGCAACCGCUCCAUUGAUCAUCUACCCAACCAAGCGGAUCGUCUACGAUCGCAAGCCAGGCGAACAUCUCUCUCUCCGAUGCGAGGUCAGCUUCACGUUCCUGAAGGACUCCCCUCAGGAGGUCUGGUGGGCCAUUGAUGGGAAACACUCGGACGACGUCACCGACUUCAAGUUCAACAUUACCACCACGGAGGCCCCCUUGCCCAUCGGAGGGACCCAAAUCCAAAAGAUCCUCAGUGUGCCCCACGUGACGGAGAAGGAUUUGAAACGCAACUUCACCUGCUUCGCGCAGAACAACAGAGGCAUCGCUCAGGCCCAGGCAGUCGUCCGGAUAAAACCCCCAGUUUUGAGAUACACGGUGGAGCUGGCCUGCGGCCUCGGGGCAACUGUGCUGCUGGUGGUCAUUCUGACGGUCAUUUACCACUUCUACUGGCUGGAAAUGGUCCUCUUCUACCGCGCUCACUUUGGGACUGAUGAAACCGUCCUUGACGGGAAGGAAUACGAUAUUUACGUCUCGUACGCCAGGAAUAUGGAAGAAGAGGACUUCGUGCUGCUGACUCUCCGAGGCGUCUUGGAGAACGAAUACGGAUAUAAGCUCUGCAUUUUCGACCGAGACAGCCUCCCCGGGGGAAUUGUCACGGAUGAAACUCUGAGCUUCAUCCACAGAAGCCGCCGCCUCUUGGUGGUCCUGAGCCCCAACUACGUCCUGCGGGGCACCCAGGCUUUGCUGGAGUUCAAGGCUGGCCUGGAGAACAUGGCCUCCAAGGGCACCAUCAAGGUCAUCCUUGUCCAGUACAAGCCCAUCAAGAAGAGCAAAGUGAAGGAGCUCCGGAAAGCCAAGACGGCGCUGACCGUCAUUAAGUGGAAAGGGGAGAAGUCCCGCUACCCCGCGGGAAGAUUUUGGAAGGAGCUGCUGGUCGAAUUGCCGGUGAAGAGCAGAACCAGGAACCUCUCUAGUCAACAGGAUCUCAUCACCCUUUCGCCAACAGGCGACUAAGGAAAGGGGAGGCCGGGAACCCAAAGCCGGGCUCGGGAGGAGAGUGGCAGGCUUGGUCUGGGGAGUCUCUGGGAACCCAUGUUCCACCUCUGGCGAGGUGUGGCCAGAGGCGCCCGCCUGAAAUGUUUUUAAGGUGCCCCACUGCACUAGAAGCUGAGCUGUCCAUUCUGCCUCCUGGAGAUUGCCCAAACCCAGCUUGCAGGAGGCCGAGGCAAGGUGCGGGGUCUGGGACACCUGUGCAGUUGUAGUAAGGACGCACAACAGUGUCAUUUGUUCCCCUUUCACACCUUGCUGGUGUCCCUCGAGUUCUUUCUCCAGAGACGGAAGAGCAGAAGGUCCACACGAAGGCUUUUUCAUCCCCGUCCAAAGGGGUCCGUGGAGAAGAAGGCAGGGGCUCUCUUUCUUUGGAGCAGCCCCUUGUGCUCUCCAAAAUUAUCCCAAAUGACCAGAGCGGCCUUCCUCCACCUGAACUUUCCCAGGUGUGUCGUUUUUUCCGUUCCCACAACCGUCAGUUGCUGCAAACUUUGCCAAACAGACUUGUUUCAAACUCCGAGCUGGAGACAGGAAACCCACGCUGGCUUUUGGCCUCCUUCGGCCAGAAACUCACAGUGGCAUUUUGUGUGCUCGGUGUGCAGUGUGACGAGGAAAGUGUGGGGGAGCCCCUUUGCUGUCUCCACCAGCCUGUUGAGGAAGGGGAGACUUGGGAUUUCUGACUGCCCCCCCCCCAUAAUCCUAGAACUCAUGUGGGUAACCGCUAGGACUUUUUACUGGAGGGACUUAAGAGCAGUGAAUGUUGAAAGAUUCCCAAGCAGACAGUUGCAAGUCAAGCGGUGGGAAUACAGGCGUAGUAGCAUUAAUAGUAAAGUCUUAGUAGUAAGUAGUGGGAGAGGAGGGGGAGGAGGAAAAGGAGGAGGAGUGGAAUCUGGAAUGUCACCUUUCUUCAACUCCUAGGAUAAGAUCUUCCUUCUUGUCAUCAAGUCCAGGAUAUUUGACCAGUUAUGGAGGUGCCCCAGUGCACAAAAUUGAUCCCUUCUGAAACACAUUGAAUUGCUUUGUUUCAUGCUCAAGAUCCCUUUGAGGACAGGAGAGCUGGUCUCUUCCCAAAGCAGCUCUUCUUGCUCUCCAAAGUUGUCCCAAAGGGCCAGAGCAGCUUGUUGGGAACGGACAAUGGGGUCUUGGGAGCAACUUCUACGCUCGACUUCUACACGGGGCACGGUGCCAUUUUCCAGGGGUCGGUCAGUGUAAGGAAGGGCCAGUCCUGCUCACAAGCUGGUCUCCUGAGCUCCGGGCCUGGUUGCACCCAAGCUUGAUCAAGAUUCAGAGGUUGCACUCAGGCGUGGCGGGCGGGAGAUUUAUCAGUAGCAAGGAGCAAGGAGGCCGGAGGGGCAAAUCCCCUUGCAGAAUGUCAAAAAUUAUUAUUAUUAUUUUUGUAUUUUGUUCUGCCAACUCCUGGUCUCUGUAUUAUAGCACUAACGGGUUAGCUAUGGGAUGGUGGCAGAUCCAGACACUAGGGGUAGAUGUGUGUGUGUCUGUGUGUGUGAGAGAGAGAGAGGGGGGGGGAGAAAGAGAGAGCGAGAAAGAGAGAGA